CGUUCCUGUAGAGCUAGUUCCGUCAGGACUUUGAACUCACUUGAAGAUGUUCAUUGGUUUUGCUACCCACCCGCGAAAGCCAAGGCAAGGGACGGUGUGAUUGCAUUGUCGCUCACCAUUCCAGGAGUGCCAGCCUCUCGACGCGCGAAGUGCUGCUGCUGUUGCAUGUCUGUGAGUGUGAGAGCCAGAGUGCCAGACCGAGGCAGUGAAGAGUUCACGCCUCGCUCGCUGAAGUGAGGGGACGAACAUCGCACCUCUUGCGUGCGGAAAGCGCAGUGUCGAGAGGGUAAUCCGUGUCGCUGCAGUCACUCAAGCGGUAAAAGUUAUCGGUAGGCGGCGAGGUGUGGCAUAUUCAGCAAGACCUGAGCGGACUGUCGAUCGGUGGUGCUGAGGCCGCUGCGAGGGCAUCGGCGGUAGAUUCAUAACCCAGUCGUCCUCGGAUCGGAGCAUCUCGCUGACCCUGGUCCUGGAGGGGAGGAUUGGAUGGAUCGCUCUCUGAGAGUGUGUGGGUGUACCGCGGACCGUCACCGAGAUUCUAGAACACGUAACACUUUGUCUGUGGGUCUGUGAGAGUCGCUGGUAGCGCUUCGGCGUUCUCGAGGCCUUGCCAUGGCGGAGCAAACACUGGACCGCGAGCUGCGCUACCGUGCGUCCUGGAAACGGUCGACAAACCUGCACGAAAUGAGAGCGGUGCCGAGAGUAGGCGGCAGCCGGACGAUACUGUUUGUGCUUAGCGUGCUACUGCUAGCAAUGUUAUGUGGAGUCGCGUCGUCACAGAGUGGACCUCCAAGUACCAGCAGCUCGAGUGCAACGUUUACCCAGAGUGCGUCACCAAGUGCCAACAGCUCGAAUGUAACAACAACAGCAGCAGUGCCGACACCUAGUCAUAUGGAGCUUACGUGCCACGUCACCUUCAAAUUAAUCAGACUGGGAUUCUGUUCAAAUAAUUCAUCACCACCUUCACCAAUGAUCAUAGGACAAAUUCAGAAAUUCGCGUUGGAAUUAAAACAAUUGCAAGGGAUCAAUAUAACACAGCUUCCAACAACGAACACCACCAACUACCAGACAAUACCGUUUGAGCAAGAAUUUACCAUCGUCACGCAAGCAUUGGACAGCAUCAUCGGCGAAAUUGUUCAGAAGAUCAAGAUCCAGCCGAUCAAGACGAAAGACCUGCUCUGCGGCAUUCUGUCGUCGCCUGAAAAUUCCUCUACUCCACGUGCGUAUGUUACGCUACUCCUUCAAAUCCAACAGCUGCUGGCCGUGGUGACAAGCAUAACCGACACCGAAUCCUGUGCAGAAACCCACCCUAUUUCGCUAAUCUUCAAUUGCCUCUUGUUGCAGUUUCCCCCACAGAUGAAUACCUCGUCCGUACAGCCGCCACCAAGUGACAAUAACUCGCUCUGUCUCAAUCUGACGUGUCCGGCUUACAUGCAGGAGACCAGGAUAGUGGGUCACAUCUACCCGGGCGUGCGGAACCUGUCCACUCAGCUGCAGAACGCCGUCAAGUACCUGCUGCCGGGCUGCGUGAACCAGAGCACGAUCGACCGGCACCGCGACGCCCUGCUCCUGAGCAUCCUGCCCUGCGGCCUCAGCUGCGACACGAGCCAGCCGGGCGCAUUCACCGCGGAGCAGGAGCGACACUCUCGCAUCGUCAUCCAGGUCUUCACCUGGCUGUCGCUGCUGUUCACGGCGUUCGCGCUCGUGUCGUUCGUGAUCAACCGCGAGAAUCUGAACAAGUACCCGACGCGCAUCAUCGUCUACAUCAACGCACUGUACUUCCUCAGCAGCAUCGUGGCACUGGUGCAGGUGACGGGCAACGAGUGGCGACGUUACAGCUGCAACGAGGACAACACGGUACGCACGAGCGAGCCAAGGGCGAGCGACGAGGGCGGCACGGGUGAGGGGCGGGCGUGCGCCGCGCUGUUCGCGCUGAACUACUUCCUGCUGUCGUCGGCGCUGCUGUGGUGGCUGUGCCUGACGCACGCCUGGUACAUCACGUUCAAGGCGUUUGACGACCAGGGCCUCAAGGAGAGGUUCAGGCGCUACGAGCUCGUGUACCACGCAUUUGUCUGGCCGACCACGCUGGCGCUGAUGAUCGGUAUGCUGGCGUGGGGCAAGAUUGACGGUGUCCCCAUCUACGGUUUGUGCUUCACCAACGAGGUGGCUCCGUGGCUCUACUUCAUGAGCCUGCCGGUGCUGGUAGUCGGCGCCCUCGGCCUGCCGUACCUGUGCCUGGGCACGCGUAUGGUGCUCGGCUUCAAGGGCCACAUCAAGAAGAUGGCGCGGCGCAGCUCCAUUCAGAGCAUCGAGCGCAUGAAGCGCAACGACUCCGGCCUGCGCACGUUCCUUGCCCGCACUACGCUGAUCAUCAUCGUCAGCUUCCUGCACCUGCUCGUGCAGGUGGCCAUCGCCGUCUACCGCCUGGCGAACGACAGCCAUUGGAAGGACGAGGGCGAAGCGUACUUCCUGUGUGUGCAGACUCGCUGCUCGAGCGACGCGAGCGUGUGCGAGGGCCUGAAACCGAACCCGAGCCUGGAGCUCUUCACCCUGAUCUCGGUGCUGAUCAACAUGGAGGGCAUCGUGCUCACCUGGUGGGCGUUCAAUGCGCAGACGUGGCGAGAGUGGAAGUCUCGCGCAGGCAGCACUACUUCCCUCUUCAAGCGACUCAGCUCACACAAGUUCAACAGUGGCGACCUGAGCGCGGCGCAGCGGGUCAUGGGCUCCAACACCAGCGGGGCUGCUGCUGCCACGGCGACUAGCUCGUCGCUUAGCGACUCGUUCGUGAAGCGCGACAUGAAGACGCGAGAGAACACGAAGCACAACGUCGAGCUCACCCGGUUUCGCUACGCCAUGUCACGCGACGACUUUGAUCACCGCUACAAGCGCCCCAACGGCAGCUCUUCUGAAGACCCCUCCGCCACCGCCGCGAACAGCCAUGUCAGAGAUUCCGUGUUCAGCACGCCGACGGACGAGACCAGCUUCACCAGCAUUGACGGUGCCGGUGGAGCUCAUGUCGAGAACGGCACUCCCACGCCGGAGCAGGAUGAUCCGCGGCGCGACUUCAAGCACGCCAACAGCCGGGUGCACUUCUCCACGACUACCGAUACGUCCGAUGUCAUGAUUACGCCACCGUCGUCGCUGCCGCUCGCGGCGGCGCCCAAGACUUCCGUAGCCAUGGCAACGUACAUCUCGUCAACGUCCAGCUGUGACUCGCCGGGCGCUGCCUCCAGCCCCAGCCGAUCGAUUUUGAAAAAGGGACGCAGCAUGUCCACGUCCAAUCAGAGGCCGCCGCCGGUUGCUAUGGUGAGGGAAGAAGACGACGAGCAGCUGGAGACGUUCCAGGAGAACAUAGCGGCCGGCGCGAACGUCCCGUUCCUGUCGGAGAACGCCCCGGACGCCCCCACUGUAAUGCCACUGUCUCGCUCGCCGCGGAUAUCCCGUGUCAAAGAGGAAGCGACGUCGCUGGAGGCCAAACGCGACAGCAUCCGCAGACGCUCGAAGUCCGCCAGCGCGUCGCUCGGAGCCAACUCGUUGAGGUCGCCACUGCAGCUAAACGGUCGCACUUCACCACCACGAAGGAUCGGCUUCUCCGACAGUGACGAUGGGAGUGACGAUGAUGAUGAGCCCGAUUUCCGCCGUCGUCCCACGCCUUCUUCGCCGCCGAGGGUUGGGUUCAGUUCGAGCAGCGGGGACUACGAUGACGGUAAACGAGCACAGCACGCCCCGAGCAUGCCCACGGUCAAGAACGGCGUUGUCACAUCAACGCCGAUCAAGGGCCCCCUCGCCAUGAACGGCUUUCAUCGGCCUUGCACCGACACCAACGAUGUUGUCGCAAGUCCCAUCAAGGCUGACGUCGCACCCUGGCGCUCCAUCCAGUCGGAGGUGGAAGAGGCGUACGCUGAGCAGGAGAGCAAGCGACGAUCGCAGGCGCUCGUCGACUCGUUUGCCGACCCCGUUAUGGCCUCGUCCCCGCGACGCUCCAUCAUAGUCGAGAGCAAUCUAUGACACGGCAUUGGCGACGACGGGGGCUAACGAACUGCCACAGCAGCAGCCGCUUAUUGCUGUUUGCUGUUGUAUGGCUGCGGCCACCUAGUGCUGUGCGACCGCCGCAGCAACCUACUCCUGUGCUAAUGUUGCAGCAGCCUCCUGUAACAAAACGGCAGCGUCUGUAGGGCCUUCCAUAUCAAAAUAUUAAAUUCGAUUACAUGUACUACUAUUCUACUACUAUUCUACUACUACUGCUGUUCUCGGUUGGCAGUGAACCGAGUAGAGGCGUUACACUGGACCUUGAGCUAAACUGCAUUGCUGAACCGGACAUGUCCACUGUGUGAGAACGAUGUCCUCGUUUUUUCCAUUCACUGCCUUGUCAUCACCGACUCGUUCUCCUUCUCCUCGGUCUUCUUCUCUCCUUUUACCUCGCACCAAGAGUACUGGAAACCCAGAGUGUGCUGCUCUGAUGGGUUGCUGUCACGGAGAAAUUCCGUCACGGAUUACAUUUUUUUUGGACGGAUCACAUAAUUUUAGUGAUGCUGUGCAAGACAGAAGCUGCACACUCUCUGCGUUUCAUGUACUUCUGAGUAUGUAACAAUUAUUUUUACUUGAUUGUACUCUGGCCUGCCGUGCGAAUGAACGUCUCUUUCUCUCCUACUGCUCCUCGUCUGCUGAACGCGUGCGGGUAUUCCGACAUAGACUAUUUUGAGAACGGAUUUAUACAGAAUUUGCUUCUUCUUUUUUUAUCUUUUACAUGUUGGAGAAAUUUAGCAUUUACCUUGCGUAUAGUCCCAGAGUCAGUAGAGUAAUCAUUUCACUUCUCGCUUCUAAGCGUGGUGUGAUCAUCUCACUACUCCCUGCUAAGCGCUGUAGAGUGGUUAUUUCGCUGCUUUCAUCCCGUUGAGUACUAGAGUAGUUAUUUUCCUACUAGGUUAUCUUCUAUGCAAACUAAUGCUCAUAGGGCUGGCUGCGCUGUUCUAGCAUGUAGAAUAUAGAUAGGUACGCAAUGAAUACGAUUAGGUUAGGAUUGCCAUUGCAUAGUUUUGUAUCUUCUGUUGAUCCGCUUGUUUCUGUUAAAAUAAUGGAAUUGGAGCGUCCUCUCGCCCUCA
Sycon ciliatum is the source of this 5099-nucleotide messenger RNA. RefSeq lists its product as uncharacterized. Gene Ontology annotation, biological process: canonical Wnt signaling pathway; non-canonical Wnt signaling pathway. The transcript has a single exon. The record is from RefSeq and is a predicted model, not a curated record. Gene Ontology annotation, molecular function: Wnt-protein binding; Wnt receptor activity. Gene Ontology annotation, cellular component: plasma membrane. The coding region runs from base 610 to 4005 and encodes 1131 amino acids. Lineage: Eukaryota; Metazoa; Porifera; Calcarea; Leucosolenida; Sycettidae.